UAUCAGUUUGGUUAUAAGAUCCGUGACGUCAUGAAUCAGCUGUUAUAUGGCAUAGUUAUCACCGCAAAAUUGUGGUAUUUACCCAACUCCCGAGCAGUUUUAUAUUUUUGGUUAUUAUUUGAAAUGUGACAAGUUAGAAUUUUGGCGGGUAUUGGAUAUUUUCGUCGUACUUGUGAGGUUAUAUGCGCGUUUAAAAGAGCGUUUUGCAGUUCUUUAUUAAAUUGAAAAUAAUAUGGAGCAAUUUUAUCUAACUUUAAACUAUGAAGGCCUAGACUACAAGGUCUGCGUUAAAGACCUUGAAACAGCCAAUUUACUUUUGAAUGAUGCUGCUGCUGCAGAGCAAUAUACUAGUAUUUUAUCGAUGUGUCCAUUGGGGUGUCAGCAUGAGCACAAUGACUCGAAAAUCAACCUCAGAAUGAUUUAA
Molecule: messenger RNA, 424 nt
Organism: Acanthoscelides obtectus
Lineage: Eukaryota; Metazoa; Arthropoda; Insecta; Coleoptera; Chrysomelidae
Source: the annotation of a GenBank genome assembly